Acanthopagrus latus (yellowfin seabream) is the source of this 1687-nucleotide messenger RNA. It is a transcript of the gene gcm2, whose product is annotated as glial cells missing transcription factor 2. Lineage: Eukaryota; Metazoa; Chordata; Actinopteri; Spariformes; Sparidae. Gene Ontology annotation, cellular component: nucleus. Gene Ontology annotation, biological process: gliogenesis; regulation of transcription by RNA polymerase II. Bases 270 to 1658 code for a protein of 462 amino acids. Gene Ontology annotation, molecular function: DNA-binding transcription activator activity, RNA polymerase II-specific; RNA polymerase II cis-regulatory region sequence-specific DNA binding. The record is from RefSeq and is a predicted model, not a curated record. The transcript has 8 exons.
UCAGCGGAGCUGCACGCGCUGUCCGGAGCAGCCGCGCGGACUCUUUAGUUUCAUUUGUUAAACUUGACAAACUAAAGUUUUAAACUUGAAAAACUUCCGGUCUGAAACUUUUCACAUCCAAACUUUAUUUCUCUUUGACUUCGGACUGUUUUUUACCCACUGAUAUGACGUCAUUACCGUCAGUGUGAACCUGGAUCAGAACCAUCACAAGAACCAGGACCGGGACAGGCACCAGGAGCAGGAGCAGGAGCAGGACCAGUGGUAGGAGGAUGUCUCGGGCGGAGGAGCGCGAAGAGGCGGACUGUGUGUGCUCGGUCGGGAUGAAGUUCACGUGGGACAUCAACGACCCCAAACUGCCACAGGACACAAAGCAGUUCGACCCGUUCCAGGAGUGGACGGACGGUUACGUGCGGUUCAUCUACAGCGCUGAAGAUAAGAAUGCUCAGCGACAUCUCUCCGGCUGGGCAAUGAGAAACACCAAUAACCACAACUGUCAGAUCCUGAAGAAGUCGUGUCUCGGCGUGGUGGUCUGUUCUCGAGGCUGCACGCUGCCCGACGGCUCCAGACUGCAGCUCCGCCCUGCAAUCUGUGACAAGGCCCGGCAGAAACAGCAGAAGAAGCUGUGUCCGAGCUGUAACGCCUCACUGGAGCUGCUGCCGUGUCGCGGUCACAGCGGUUACCCCGUCACCAACUUCUGGCGAGUCGAUGGGAAGGCCAUUUUCUUCCAGGCUAAAGGAGUCCAUGAUCAUCCCAGACCAGAGUCCAAGUCUGAAACUGAAGCCAGAAGAAGUUCAGUGAAGAGACGAGUCAGCUCGCCGCCAUUCACACCAAAAAGACGACUUAUCGAAACACAGGCUCUGGGCCCUGCUCUCCUCUCCUGUGUUGACCCAUCAGACAGAAUCUCCUUCAUCGAGCCGAACUACCCCCAGCAUUACCCUGCAUUUCAGAGUCCAGAGCCCUACUACAACCCCCAUAAUGCACUGGGAGAUGCUCCGUCCGCACUUCAGAAACCAGCAAAUCCCAGACUUUACAUGGGCCGACCCGGCUAUGAGUUCCAGGGAUACCUGACCUCGCCUUCGUAUCCUGUGACCUCUGACCUCUGUGACCCCAGGGUGGCCCCUGUCCUGGGUUCCUCCUCCUCCUCUUCGUCAUCAGCUCCUCUCUCCUCCUCCUCCUUCGACCCUCAGACGAAGCCUCCUGCAGGCUGGAAGGACCUGUUGAAGAGCUCCACCCCCUACAGUGACAACCACCACUACUACAGCACAGAGUACCCCUGCCGUUACCCCAGCAAUGCCCCUGGGUCGCCCGCAGCACUGCAGACCAUCAUCACCACGACGACCAAGGUCUCCUAUCAGCCCUGUCCAAAGCCUUCUGCAUCGCUCCCGUCCUAUCAGCCCUGUCCUAAACCUGCUGCUGGCCUCCCGUCCUACCAGCCCUGCCCCCCCCCGAAGCCUCCAGGCCUCCCUGGCUGCUCUUCGCUGAUGGACGAUGCCUCCUCCUCCUCGUACUCCACUGAGGUGAAGCUGAUGGAGGAGUCAGGUGGAGUCAUUAAGUCUCUGUCCUUCCAGCCCGAACCUCUGCAGACCAAAACAGAGCGAGCUGAUGGCUACGAUUACCGCUAUGCGUACCCCAACACGUACCGCUAUGAUGACUACUGAGGCAGCACCACCCACACCACCAUAACCAU